AUGAGAGAUAUUUAUUGUCUCACCUUGCUUGCCAGGGGAUAUAUAAUGGACAUUGUCGGCACAUUUUCUGAGGUUAUUAUUGACCCUUUAAACGUUUGUAGCUGCAAUGUUUCUCCACUUGCGUUGCUUCAAACCGUUGGAUACUUCUCUUGCAAAAUGGCUGAUCGCAAAAUCGAACUUUACUCUCCAGAAUACUACAAGACAUGUGCCAUUGGUGGGUUCAUUGCUUGUGCUCCCACCCAUUCCUCGGUGUUACCUCUAGACUUGGUCAAGUGUAGAUUACAGGUCGAUUCUAGCCUCUAUACGUCCAACUGGGCAGGUAUCAGGUCCAUUGUUAAGAACGAAGGUUUAGCAAAAGUGUUUACGGGAUUGCCUCCAACUUUCAUUGGUUACGGUUUACAGGGUGCCUUCAAAUAUGGUGGUUAUGAAUAUUUCAAAAAGACCUACAGUGACAUGAUUGGCAAGGAAAAUGUGUGUGUGUUCCUAGCAGCCUCUGCAUCUGCAGAAUUUAUUGCAGAUCUGUUCCUUUGUCCUUUUGAGUCCAUGAAGGUCAAAUACCAGACAACUAUCCCUCCUAAGAAAGUGGUGGACUUGACGAAAAACUUGUAUUCCGGUUUGGUGCCUCUAUGGUUUAGACAGAUCCCUUAUACUAUGGUCAAGUUCACAACCUAUGAGAAAAUCGUCGAGGCAAUCUAUGCUAGAUUAUCCAAGCCAAAGGACGAAUAUACUAAAUUACAGCAAACAGGUGUCUCUUUCCUAGGUGGUUAUAUUGCGGGUAUUUUCUGUGCAACGGCUUCCCAUCCUGCAGAUGUCUUGGUGAGUAAAAUUAACAACGAUACUAGGCCAGGUGAGUCAAUUGGCCAGGCAACUAAGAGAAUCUACAACCAAAUCGGCUUUGUCGGGUUAUGGAACGGUUUGCCGGUGAGAAUCCUUAUGAUUGGUACUUUAACUGGCUGUCAAUGGUUGCUCUAUGAUUCCUUUAAAGUUUACGUUGGUCUACCAACCUCCGGUUGA
This is a messenger RNA of Pichia kudriavzevii, 1014 nucleotides long. RefSeq lists its product as uncharacterized. The transcript has a single exon. The record is from RefSeq and is a predicted model, not a curated record. NCBI's taxonomy places the organism in Eukaryota, Fungi, Ascomycota, Pichiomycetes, Pichiales, Pichiaceae. Gene Ontology annotation, cellular component: mitochondrial inner membrane. Gene Ontology annotation, biological process: mitochondrial phosphate ion transmembrane transport. Gene Ontology annotation, molecular function: phosphate transmembrane transporter activity. The coding region runs from base 1 to 1014 and encodes 337 amino acids.